Molecule: messenger RNA, 456 nt
Organism: Penicillium brasilianum
Lineage: Eukaryota; Fungi; Ascomycota; Eurotiomycetes; Eurotiales; Aspergillaceae
Source: the annotation of a GenBank genome assembly
AUGACGUCAGGGCAUGAUAUGAACGCAGACUUUAAGAUCGUCCAUGAGAACUGCACCACGACGAUCAAGUCGGCCGAAGAACGUCAUCAGCGGCUUGCGGCGUGCCUCACUGACCACCAGCGGGAAGCAUCCGAAGCCGAGCAGCAGAUUGGCGCCGAAUGGACGCAGCUGAACGCAAAGGUUCGGCAAAUCACCUCGGAAAAACAGACGGCUAUUGACGAAGUCCGAAAACUGAGAGAGCAAAACGUGCUCUUGCAACAACGCCUGGAUGCCAUCAAUUCGGAUUGCCAGAAUCAUGUCACGCGGGACGAAGUCCAUAUGACAUUAAAGGAACUGCAUAGCCUCUCGUCAACAGUGACAGACAAGAUUGGUACAAAGAUGAACGAGUCCCAAGAGUCCCAAUAUGUGUACUUCGGUACCUGCUUGCCCGGGUCCGACGUGGCUCAAGACUCCUAG